This is a messenger RNA of Populus nigra (black poplar), 1329 nucleotides long. Its product is annotated as G-type lectin S-receptor-like serine/threonine-protein kinase At4g27290. NCBI's taxonomy places the organism in Eukaryota, Viridiplantae, Streptophyta, Magnoliopsida, Malpighiales, Salicaceae. Gene Ontology annotation, biological process: recognition of pollen. The coding region runs from base 1 to 1329 and encodes 442 amino acids. The record is from RefSeq and is a predicted model, not a curated record. The transcript has 2 exons.
AUGGAUUGCAUCCCCGUGCUUGUUUUCUGCUUCAUUUCAUAUCUGAUUGUAAGAACAGCCACACCUACUAACACCAUAAACACAGCUCAGAUCAUUAGAGAUGGAGACACUAUAGUUUCAGCUGGCGGGACCUAUGAAUUAGGAUUUUUCAGCCCCGGGAAAUCCAAAAUCCGAUACUUGGGGAUAUGGUAUGGCAAAAUAUCUGUCCAGACAGCAGUUUGGGUUGCCAACAGAGAAACUCCACUUAACGAUUCAUCAGGUGUUGUAAGGCUUACAAACCAAGGACUUCUUGUCCUUCUCAAUCGUAGUGGAAGCAUUAUUUGGUCUUCCAACACAUCAAUACCUGCUAGGAAUCCAGUUUCGCAGCUUUUGGAUACAGGAAACCUUGUUGUGAAAGAGGAGGGUGAUAAUAACGUGGAGAACUCCUUGUGGAAGAGUUUUGAUUAUCCAGGCAACACACUAAUACGGAAUAUCAAAACUGGCAUGGACUGGUACGUGACAUCAUGGAAAUCACCUGAUGAUCCUUCCAGAGGUAAUAUUACAGGCAUCCUUGUUCCUGAAGGAUAUCCGGAGUUACUACUGUUGGAAGAUUCGAAACCGAAGCAUCGAGCUGGGCCAUGGAAUGGCUUGCAGUUCAGUGGCAUGCCUCAAGUAAAACCAAAUCCCAUGUACAUAUUUGAAUUUGUUUAUAAUGACAAGGAGAUAUAUUACACAGAGCAACUUCAUAAUAGCUCAAGGCAUUGGAGGGUCGUCUUACCUCAGAGUGGUGAUAUCCAGCACAUUCUCUGGAUCGAGCAAACUCAAAGUUGGCUUCUUUAUGAAACAGCAAAUACAGAUAAUUGUGAAACUUAUGCACUCUGUGGCGCAAAUGGUAUCUGUAGCAUUAACAACUCUCCAGUGUGUAAGUGCUUGAAAGGAUUUGUACCAAGAGUUCCAAUAGAAUGGGACAAGAACGAUUGGUCAAGUGGUUGCGUUAGAAAGACUGCACUAAAUUGUUCCAGAGAUGGGUUUCGGAAGCUCUCGGGUGUGAAGAUGCCGGAGACAAGAAAAUCAUGUUUCAACAGGAGUAUGGACCUGGAGGAGUGGAAGAACACAUGCUUGAAGAACUGCAGCUCUACUGCGUAUACAAACCAGGACAUCAGGGAUGGAGGAAGUGGUCGCUUGCUUUGGUUCAAUGAUUUGAUUGGUAUGAGAACUUUCUUUCAAAAUGAGCAAGACAUUUUUAUACGGAUGGAUGCAUCAGAACUAGCGUCAUACGGUUCUUGGUGCUCAAGGGACACGGCACAUCAACAAUACAUGACAUCACCGGAGCUUCCCUUAGCUCUCUGA